Molecule: messenger RNA, 3040 nt
Organism: Danio aesculapii
Lineage: Eukaryota; Metazoa; Chordata; Actinopteri; Cypriniformes; Danionidae
Gene: agtr1a
Product: angiotensin II receptor, type 1a
Exons: 2
Coding region: 327-1403 (358 amino acids)
Biological process (GO): G protein-coupled receptor signaling pathway; regulation of vasoconstriction; immune response
Cellular component (GO): membrane
Molecular function (GO): angiotensin type II receptor activity
Source: RefSeq, a predicted model, not a curated record
UUUAACAUUUGAAGUUUUAUAAAUUAAUUGCAAAUAUACACCAAUUGUUACUGAUUAAUGAUUUAAUUACGAGCAAACAAUAGAUUAAUAAAAGUCGUAAACGCAUUGAACAUUGGUAGUUCAAGAUUUCUAAUGUUAAUGUCCUGAAACUUACAUUAAAGUUCUGAAUGGAGCUGCUGAUGAAGUACAAUCAAUCCAACUGUAACCCAAGACACUCAAACUCUUAAAUGACAUGAACAGGGAGACCUCUGGUGUGUGUUGACUCCUUUAAUAACGAUGCAUCUCUGUCAUCUGUAAAACCAACAGCGUGUUGACAAAUCUCCAAAAUGGACAACAUCACCUCCGACUCCAACACGGGACUUGCCCUCGCCUGUAACAUGACAGGACACCACAGUUUCAUCUUCACCUUCAUCCCAGUUGUCUACAGCUUCAACUUCAUCAUCGGACUCAUAGGCAACAGUCUGGUAGUCGCCGUCAUCUACUUCUGCUUAAAACUGAAGACAGUCGCCAACAUAUUUGUCUUCAACCUAGCCGUUUCAGACCUGACCUUCCUCCUCACCCUUCCCAUCUGGGCCAUUUCCACUGCAACAGGCUACCGUUGGCUUUUUGGAGACCUCCUAUGUAAAACAAUAGCCGGUAUGGCUCUCCUUAAUCUAUAUACUAGUAUUUUUCUCCUCACCGCUCUCAGCGUUGACCGAUAUUUGGCUAUUGUUCACCCUGUCCAGUCUAGACGUUGCCGUACGGUGAUCUACGCCCGGGUGACAUGCGUGCUAGUUUGGGUGGUAUCAUUUGGCCUAAGCUUGCCCACAGCUAUCAUCCGUGGGACCCAUUUCAUCCAGGACAGCAAUGUCACCGUAUGCGCCAUUCAUCACAAAGAAGACAUUCGUAAUGUCCUGGCAGCUCUCAGUCUGAUGAAGAGCAUUUUUGGCUUUCUUCUGCCCAUCACCGUCAUCCUCACGUGUUACUGCCUGAUUGGUCGAGCUCUGCCUAAAGCGAGGGACAUUCAGAGGAAUGCCAGGUCAAACGGGGAUGAGGUUUUGAGCAUGUUGGCUGCUGCCGCCCUGUCCUUUUUCCUUUGCUGGGCUCCGCAUCAGAUCUUCAACUUCAUGGAAAUGCUUCUCCUGCUCAAAGUUAUCACUAGCUGCGACGUCGUGGACAUCAUCGACACCGGGAUGCCAUUCUCCAUUUGCAUCGCCUUUUUUAACAGCUGCAUGAAUCCAAUAUUGUACAGCUUUGUUGGGAAGAACUUCCGGAGGAACUUGUUGAAGCUCCUGAGGUGCUCCUCGACGUCUGUGGCCUCUCAUCCGGCCCUCAGCACAAAGAUGAGCUCACUUUCAUAUCGAGCUUCUGAGUUAUCGCACCUCUCUGUCCUUAAAACCCCCUCGCUACCUCGGGCCACAUGAGAGGAAGAGCGGAAAAACAGGAAGAGAGUGAAUCAUCUUUCCUAGUUUACCGUGAUUCAAUUCAGAAAGUGACUCUUGUUUAGUGACUGGUGACUUGGUAAUGGAAUGGGAAUAAAAAUAUAGUGAUUCAACUGUCUUUUUUGGGUCACAACCACAUUUAGGAGGGAUAACUCUAGUAUUGGGUUAUGAGUGUGGUCUUAAUGCAUGUUUUUCUGUGUUUAUUUAGAAGUGAAAAGAAAUUUGAAAUAUCCAAGAAGCCACGUUUAGAUCAUUCAUUCAUUAAUUUCCCUUUGGGCUUAGUCCCUUUAUUUAUCAGGGGUCGCCACAGCAGAAUGAACCGCCAACUUAUCCAGCAUAUGUUUUAUGCAGUGGAUGCCCUUCCAGCCGCAAUCCUGUACUGGGAAACAGUACUAUUCAAUUCAACUACCUAUAGCACAUGUCUUUGGACUGUGGGGGAAACCGGAGCACCCGGAGUAAACUCACACAAACACAGGGAGAACAUGCAAACUCCACACAGAAAUGUCACCUGACCCCGUUGGGGCCCGAACCAGCAACCUUCUUGCUGUGAGGCGAGAGUAUAGAUGAUUAUGUAAAUAUGUGCUGUGUUUUCCUUUCAAUAACAGAGUAAACAUUCAACUACAGUUACAGAGAUGAUAAAUAAGCAGUUAAGAAAGCAUGUGGACAUGCUAGCUAUGUUUUGAUCCGAAGAUGCAGAUUAAACUUAUGUACAAAACUGGAAUAUCGCACAAAACAUUGCGGAUAAAGCAGCAUUCCAUUCAGUGAAUCCAAGAGAGCAAAAUAGUCACUUCCUGAUCAACUGUCACGAAAUAUCAGCAAGAAAAAUUUAAUUUGCUGUGGUUGGAGCAGCCACUGUGGGCUUUUUUCUUAUAUAGUCAAUUUUGUGCACCUCAGAAGAUGAAAUGUAAUGAAAGCGUAGUGACUUUUGAGACAUGAGACUGCUCUUGGGCACACAGCCACUCAAGACUCUCAGGUUCUGGAGAUAAUAAUACAGAAUUACUUUAAAGAUGGGGUUUGAGGCAUUUUAAAUGACUAAAACAACAAUUCAGAUGUGUGGUUGGUUUGCUGGUUUGCCCAUUAAUGCUGUCUCAUCGCCCCUUAUUUUGAGAGGGGUCUGGAUGCAGACUUGGUGGCGCAGUUGCAAUCUGAGCUGCAUUUUUAUUGCACACACAUAUCCCCACCCCUAGCUACCCCUCACAACCCCUCACAGUGAUGUCACUAGCUCCAUUGUUUGCAUUGUGUCUGAUAUUGCAAGUUCGAGACUUGCAGUUUCAGCUUGCAUAUUCAAGGAUGCAUCCAGAUACUAUUGGAGAGCACAUAAAAAUAGUUAAGACUUAUUUUUUAUUAUUGCCACGAAGGUACUGUGUAUGUAAAUUUAAUCCAAAACCACGUGUGUAUAUAUUGUUUGUAUGAAUUAAUGUUAAAUGUACAACAGUCUUUUCUAACCCAAACUUGUUUCUAGCAUCCUGUGUUUCACAGCUCCAUUGAUUAGUCCAGGGGUUUUCAAACUUAUUUAUGACACUCAAAUAUGAUCCUUUUGUGAAUUGCAAGGAAUAUUCUUGCUACAAUAUGAAAGCCAAUUCUUUGUAAAUGUUGUGUAUAUGAAAUGAUGUAUUAUG